This is a messenger RNA of Phoenix dactylifera (date palm), 1683 nucleotides long. Its product is annotated as protein LATERAL ROOT PRIMORDIUM 1-like. Gene Ontology annotation, cellular component: nucleus. NCBI's taxonomy places the organism in Eukaryota, Viridiplantae, Streptophyta, Magnoliopsida, Arecales, Arecaceae. Gene Ontology annotation, biological process: positive regulation of DNA-templated transcription. The record is from RefSeq and is a predicted model, not a curated record. Gene Ontology annotation, molecular function: DNA-binding transcription factor activity; DNA binding.
AGUCCGAUAGAAGUAGGGAGAGAGAGGGGAGGGGGAGGGGGAGGGGGAGGGGGGUAUAUAAGAGGAGGCAUAAAUUUAGAUACAAGACUAGCCGGGGUGGCUUCUGGAAGGCGAUUCCCAUCCGACACCGGAGCGUUCGCGGAUUGGGUGGCGUCAUCCGCAACCGGGCGAGGAGACGAUCUCUGCCUCGGUUUUAAUGCCGGAGGAGGCGGAAGCGGAGGAGGAACCGGAACCGGAAGCGGCGCAGCCGCAACCGCCGGCGGCUGGGGAUCCAUCUCCUCGGCCUCGGGCCGCACGGGCGGGCUCAAUUAUGGCAUCGCAGACAUGGGAAUGGUCGGUCUCCGCGAUGUCCUCGUCGUCGCCCCCGCUGGAUCGUUCCAUCCACAGUACCACGAGCCCUUGCCCUCCUCCGCCGAGCACCCGAUCAUCCCCCUCCUCACCGCCGCCCCCUGCCUCGUAGAUGAGGCCCACGACGGCGCCGGCGGCCGACCCAAGCCCGCCGGCGGGAUUCACCUCUGGCAGGCACAGCCCCCUCCGCCCCCCCAGAACCCCGGCCCUAACCCUAACCCUACCUUCUCCUACCUCAAGAAACCCGUCCCCACUCUCGACCCCGCCGGCAUUCUCGCCGGCGGUGGAGGGGGUACCUCGACGUGCCAGGACUGCGGCAACCAGGCCAAGAAGGACUGCAGCCACCGGCGGUGCCGCACCUGCUGCAAGUCCCGCGGAUUCGAGUGCUCCACCCACGUCAAGAGCACCUGGGUCCCCGCCGCCCGCCGCCGCGAGCGCCAGCUUGUCACCUCCUCCGCCGCCGCCGCCGCCGCAGCCGGCUCCUCCACCUCCACCUCCGCUCCCAAGAAACCCCGCCUCAUCUCCUCCCAGACCACCACUACCGCCUCCCACACCUCCAACUCCAACACCCCUCCUCGCAGCCUCGACACCAGCUCCAGCCACCAAGAUGCGACCCUUCGCGACAGCUUGCCUGGGCACGUUCGAGCGCCGGCCGUGUUCAAAUGCGUCCGCGUGACGUCCAUCGACGACGGCGAGGACGAGUACGCGUACCAAGCCAUGGUCAAGAUCGGCGGACACGUCUUCAAGGGCUUCCUCUACGACCAAGGCGUGGACGACGGGCGGGGCGAGGCGAGCAAUGAUGCCAUUCCAAACAUCUCGGAGCUCCAUCUCGGGGGUGCCGGCGCUGCUGCUGCUGCUGCUGGUAGAAAUGGAUCCUCUUCCGCCGCCAUUAUGCCGUCCGACGACUACGGCGACGGACCGCCCGGUGGCGGUGGAUUCCUUGGAGGUACUACAAACUAUGGUAACCCAAUAAAUUGAGCUCUCCUCACUGCAUCUAAGGUUCUAUUUUCCUUUCUCUCAUUCUCGACUCAACUUUAUGAAAUCGUCAAGUCAUGCAUGGUGGUCAACGAGGAGUUGUUUCAGCUAUUGCUGCUGUUGUUGUAAACAUAUGUCUCUCUACUCGACUUCUUAGCUUCUUUUUUAUGUCCUUUUUGCUGCUGCUGCUACUAGUGCUGUUAUUAUUAUUGCUUCUAAUAAUUACUUCUCAUGGUGGUGGUGAUAACUAGAUCCUAUCUUACUCUGAGAAGAGAAGAGAGAAAGAGAGAGGAUCACGGACGGUUGCACUGUUUGUAAGUUGAUUGGUAGUUUUUUAAGCUAUGUCUUCCUUUAUGCUCA